AUGACGACUCCUACCAACAUUGAUCCCAAGGAUGCUCAAGCAUAUUGGGCCAAAUAUCAAGGGGACAGUUAUCUUAAGGGCUGGGCCUCCCUCUGGGACAAAGGUGAUAAUUUACCCUGGGAUCGUGGCUUCCCCAACCCCGCGCUAGAGGACACCCUGGUCCAGCGAGCUGGCACCAUUGGCGGGCCCAUCGCCCAGGACGGUGAGAGGCGGAAGGCCCUAGUGCCGGGCUGUGGACGUGGAGUCGACGUGCUCUUAUUCGCGAGCUUUGGGUAUGACGCCUAUGGCCUGGAGUGCAGCGCCGCGGCCGUCGAAGCGUGCAAGAAGGAGGAGAAGGUGAACAGUAGCCGGUACCGCGUGCGAGAUGAGAAAGCUGGCAAAGGGAAGGUCACUUUCGUCCAGGGGGAUUUCUUUGAUGAUACCUGGUUGAAGGAAAUUGGAUUUUUCUGUGCUCUGAACCCAGAGCUCCGUCCUAAAUGGGCUCUGCGACACACCGAGCUCCUUGCUCCCUUCCCUGCAGGCAACCUGAUCUGUUUGGAAUCUCCUCGUCAUAAGGAUCCCUUGGCCCCCGGCCCUCCAUUUGCCUCUCCUUCCGAGGCCUACAUGGAGCAUCUGAGCCACCCCGGUGAGAAGAUCUCCUACAACAAUAAGGGUCUUGUCGACGCGGACCCGUUGCGAGAGCCCAGCAAGGCGGGCCUGGAGAGAGUGGCGUACUGGCAGCCAGAGCGCACACACACUGUGGGCAAGGAUAAGAAUGGGUUGAUCCACGACAGAGUCUCUAUUUGGCGUCGACGUGUCUAG
This is a messenger RNA of Aspergillus piperis CBS 112811, 801 nucleotides long. RefSeq names its product thiol methyltransferase. Lineage: Eukaryota; Fungi; Ascomycota; Eurotiomycetes; Eurotiales; Aspergillaceae. The record is from RefSeq and is a predicted model, not a curated record. The transcript is spliced from 2 exons. The coding region runs from base 1 to 801 and encodes 266 amino acids. Gene Ontology annotation, molecular function: thiopurine S-methyltransferase activity.